Molecule: messenger RNA, 1711 nt
Organism: Arabidopsis thaliana (thale cress)
Lineage: Eukaryota; Viridiplantae; Streptophyta; Magnoliopsida; Brassicales; Brassicaceae
Gene: BBX19
Product: B-box type zinc finger family protein
Exons: 5
Coding region: 886-1344 (152 amino acids)
Biological process (GO): negative regulation of photomorphogenesis; response to light stimulus; regulation of DNA-templated transcription
Cellular component (GO): nucleus
Molecular function (GO): zinc ion binding
Source: RefSeq, marked reviewed
CAACGAAUGUGUUUCAGGGAGACACAUCAAUGACCUCCCAGAUGGCAUUGAGUCUUUCGUCUUCACUUUUUAGUCGAUAUCAUUUUUCUUUUUGUCUGAUAAUGGUCUCUGAUAUAAUGGACUUUAAACAAUCUUAUAACUCAAAACCAUAUCCACUAUAAAAGAUUUGGUCUUCCCAAUAUUUUCUCCUAAAUCAUACUACACACAUUUCUUGUUAGGUACUACUUUAAUCAUAAUUUUCGUUAGUCAAAACACACAAUUAAAGAAAAAAAGUAAUUGAUUGGAGAAAUUUACUCAAAGUAGUAAUUAACAGAUUUUGCCUUGUCACAGCAAAGUAUGCUUAUUUGAUACUCUCGGCGCGUGGAUUUGGUCGUCGUCUCUUCUGGUCUCUCAAGCUUCUCCUCCAUCGUAGAAAAAGAUUUUAAAGGAGCGAUUUUUAUAAUCUUAAAUAAUUUCUUCCCUUUCUUCUUCUUCUUCUAGUUCCUUGAUACCAACGCGUAAUCCUAACCCUUAAUCUACUUCCUCCUUAAUUAAUCAGAGGUUUCUACUUAUUAUUUCCACUUCUCAUCUCUUUCAAUCGCAAUCUGAGUUCUGGCUAAAGAUUUUGUCUUGAAGGUGAGAUUCAUUGUUCCGAAUAGAGUGAGAAAAAGACUUAUAAGAUUGAAAAAGCAAGAUGCGGAUUUUGUGCGAUGCUUGCGAGAACGCAGCCGCAAUCAUCUUUUGCGCCGCCGAUGAAGCUGCCCUUUGUCGCCCCUGCGAUGAAAAAGGAACGUUUUGUCUCCAGAGUUUGCAUUUAGUAGUAUUAACUUCUGGAGAAGAAAAUAAUCGAUUUUCUGCUCUUUGCGCUUAAUCCUUACUUCAGUUAGAUGACUCUUAAGGGUUCAUAUGUGCAACAAGCUAGCUAGUCGGCAUGUACGUGUUGGUUUAGCUGAACCAAGCAAUGCCCCAUGCUGUGAUAUAUGCGAAAAUGCACCUGCCUUCUUUUACUGUGAGAUAGACGGUAGUUCUCUUUGUCUGCAAUGUGACAUGGUAGUACAUGUUGGUGGCAAGAGAACACACGGUCGGUUUCUUUUGCUGAGACAGAGAAUCGAGUUUCCAGGGGAUAAGCCUAAAGAAAACAAUACGAGGGACAAUUUGCAGAACCAAAGAGUCUCUACAAAUGGAAAUGGUGAAGCCAAUGGGAAGAUUGAUGACGAAAUGAUUGAUCUAAAUGCUAAUCCACAAAGAGUACAUGAGCCAUCAUCAAAUAACAACGUAUAUGAAUCCCUCUAUCCAACAUAUUCUCAAUCUUUGUUUUUGUAUUCUCAAUUCGAAUGUUUCUCAAUGAGCAGGGGAUUGAUGUAAAUAACGAGAACAAUCACGAGCCUGCAGGCCUUGUACCAGUUGGACCCUUUAAACGAGAGUCUGAGAAGUGAUAAGGUGAGAGAGAGAGAGAGAAAGAGACUCUUUACUCUGAUUCAAAAAAUCAGUUUAAGAAGAAGAUUGUAAAAAGUUUCAAGAACUGGAGAUUUCAUGUCCGUUUUUUUUCCUUCCUUCUGAUUCUUAGAUCGUUGCUGGUGUAACCGAGCUUUGUUGUUGAAGAGGGAAGGUUUAUGUUGUUUGUGCAUUAUCUUAGUUUUAAGGAAUUAGCUUAAGUGCUCACAUGAAUGUAAGCUAAUCUCUGAAAUUCUAAAUAAUUUUAUUUGUUUCUGUUUUUUUUUCUUAAUAAAAU